Molecule: messenger RNA, 816 nt
Organism: Meira miltonrushii
Lineage: Eukaryota; Fungi; Basidiomycota; Exobasidiomycetes; Exobasidiales; Brachybasidiaceae
Exons: 1
Coding region: 1-816 (271 amino acids)
Cellular component (GO): cytoplasm; nucleus
Source: RefSeq, a predicted model, not a curated record
AUGGCGGAUGACUCUGGAGAUAGCAAUCACGUACCAUUACCUGCGAAUGACACAAAAGAGUUGAUCGAGCUACUAUACCCUAUUCCAAAGUUAGGAUGUACAUUCAAACUCAAACAAGUAGCAGGAGACGGUUCUACGACCGGAUCUAGUCUCUGGCUUUCCUCUCAAAUUCUAGUAUGCUAUCUCCAGCAAAAGUAUGAUCGAAGAAUACCUCCGAAAGAUUUCAGCAAUAAUCGAGUGAUCGAAUUAGGCGCAGGGAUCGGGUUGACGUCAUUGGUUUUGGAGAGAUUGGGUUGGAAUGUGAUUGCAACGGAUAUUGCGCCUCCUUUGCAUACAGUCUUAGGACCGAACGUAAGCCGGAACAGUCAAGGUGGUGUAGAGGUGCGUUCAUUGGAUUGGACGACAAUCUCUAAUGAUGUGAUUGACGAAAGUGACUUUGAUGUGGAUUUGGUUGUUACUGCCGAUACAAUCUAUCAACCUGCAUUAGUUGAUGGGUUGUGCAAAACGAUUCAGCUUCUCUUGAUAAAGGCAUUGAAAGGGCAAAGUUCACAUGCUCAGCAAACGAUCAAGAAGGCAUCUUCGUCUCAGAAACGUCCACAUGCACUGAUCGCAUUAGAGAGACGAGAUGAUAAACAAGUUCAAACUGCUUUAAAUCAUGCAAGAGAGCAACACAAUCUUAUCUUGAAGCAAAUACCGCCUCGUGAAGUUCGUAAAGCCGUUGAUGCAUGUUUCGGCAAUUCUCCCGAUUGGCCAAGACAGGUGUGGGAUGAUGUAGAAAUUUGGCGAGCAGAUUAUUUCGAUCAAGAUGUAAUUUAG